UGUUCAAUUAGUGCUGAUAUUUAAUAAGAAAUAUUUUCUAAUCUCGACAAAGUAUACAUCAUCCAUUAUUGGAAAAGUUACUUUGUUAUUAAUAUUUAUAUUAUUAAAUUAAAAUUACGGCGUAUGAAUGAAGUGCUUAAGUUUAAUUGUUUUAUUAAUAAUUUUAUUAAAAGGACACUGCGUCGAACAAUACUGUGAGAUUGAUGAUGCAGACAAUUGCAAAGACAGAGAUGAAGGUUAUAAAUAUACCAAAGUUUCUAAUGAAAAAUAUAAAAAAUAUAUUGAAGCUAUCAACGAGGCUGAAAGAAAUUACAUAGAAUGCAACGCUACCAGAUGUGAAUGUUUUAAAAAUAUAAUAAUAAGAGAUUUAAAACCAUUUAAGAAAAAUGGUAUAAGCAAAGAAUUAAUUGAUAUAGCAAAGACCAGAGGUACAUUUUAUCAAAUAAUUGGAGGGAAGCUUUACAGAGAAAAAGAUUGCAUGUUUCCGUCGAGAUGCGCCGGGAUAGAACACUUUAUUUUUAAGAUAAUUGAUAACUUAACUGACAUGGAUUUAGUUGUUAACACUAGAGAUUAUCCUCAAUCGAAUAAGCAUUUUGGAAAACCUCUACCUAUACUUUCAUUUAGCAAGACACCACAAUAUUAUGAUAUUAUGUAUCCAGCAUGGGCAUUUUGGGAAGGAGGACCUGCUAUAUCUUUGUAUCCUCGUGGUCUUGGACGGUGGGAUAAACACCGUCAAUUAUUAGAUAAAACUAGUAAAAAUAUACCAUGGGAUAAGAAAAAAGAGAAGGUCUUUUUUCGUGGCUCUAGGACUAGCUCUGAACGUGAUAAUUUAAUAUUAUUGAGCCGUGAAAAUCCUAACUUAAUUGAUGCACAGUAUACAAAGAAUCAAGCGUGGAAGUCUGACGAAGAUACGCUACAUGCACCUCCAGCUUCUGAAGUUCCAUUAGAAUCUCAUUGCGCGUAUAAGUAUUUAUUUAACUAUCGUGGAGUAGCAGCUUCCUUUCGAUAUAAACAUUUGUUCCUGUGCCGAUCCUUAGUUUUCCAUGUCGGCGAUGAAUGGACAGAAUUUUUUUACGACGCUAUGAAACCAUGGAUUCAUUUUAUUCCUGUUCCUAAGGACGCUACUCAAACUGAUUUAAAAGAACUCAUACAAUUUGCGAUAGACAAUGAUGCAUUGUCAGAAAAAAUGGCUAAUCGCGGUAGAGAUUUUAUUUGGCAUAAGUUAAGAAUGAAAGAUAUAACGUGCUUUUGGAAAAAACUUUUACAGAGUUAUGGGAAAGUGUUGUCGUACAAACCAAUUUUAGAUAAGAAUCUAAUUAAAAUAGAACGAAAAUAAUUGAUUAAUUUGAUUAAUUAAUGAAGUAAAAAAUAUAUA
This is a messenger RNA of Polistes canadensis, 1375 nucleotides long. RefSeq names its product O-glucosyltransferase rumi homolog. Bases 128 to 1336 code for a protein of 402 amino acids. Gene Ontology annotation, cellular component: endomembrane system. The record is from RefSeq and is a predicted model, not a curated record. The transcript has 6 exons. Gene Ontology annotation, molecular function: UDP-glucosyltransferase activity; UDP-xylosyltransferase activity. Lineage: Eukaryota; Metazoa; Arthropoda; Insecta; Hymenoptera; Vespidae. Gene Ontology annotation, biological process: protein O-linked glycosylation; positive regulation of Notch signaling pathway.